This is a messenger RNA of Neopsephotus bourkii (Bourke's parrot), 3487 nucleotides long. It is a transcript of the gene VASH2, whose product is annotated as vasohibin 2. Gene Ontology annotation, biological process: regulation of angiogenesis. The transcript is spliced from 7 exons. Bases 61 to 1158 code for a protein of 365 amino acids. The record is from RefSeq and is a predicted model, not a curated record. Lineage: Eukaryota; Metazoa; Chordata; Aves; Psittaciformes; Psittacidae. Gene Ontology annotation, cellular component: cytoplasm.
GGCGAGGCGGCGGGGCGCCUCCCGACAGUGGUCCUCGGGCUCGGGCAUGGCCGUGGGGCGAUGACGGGCGCGGCGGCGGUCGGCGGUGGUGCCGGGAGGACCCGCCGUGCGGCGGCCGGCAAGGACGGGGGCCGGUCGCGGAGCGCCCAGCCGCGGGCGGCGGGGGGCGGCGGCGGCGGCGGCGGCUCGGAGGAGGAGGAGCAGGAGCAGGAGCAGCAGCGGGACGGCGGCUCCCUCUUCCUGGUGAACAAGAGCGGCUUCCCCAUGGACGGGCAGACCUGGGAGCGGAUGUGGGGCCACGUGGAGAGGGUGCACCCCGACGGCGGCGCCGUGGCAGCGGCCAUCCGGAGCGCCGCCCGCCUGGCUCGGCCCUCAGUGCCACCGGUGCCAAACUACAAGCUCUCCAUGUCAAUCCCAGAAUGGCUCCAGGCAGUACAGACCUACAUGAAGAUGCUGCAAUACAAUCACACAGGAACACAGUUCUUUGAGAUUAGAAAAACCAGACCUCUAAGUGGGUUAAUGGAGACAGCAAAAGAAAUGACCAGGGAGUCUUUACCUAUCAAAUGCCUUGAAGCAGUUAUCCUGGGGAUCUACCUAACCAACGGGCAGCCCUCUGUGGAGCGAUUCCCCAUCAGCUUUAAAACCCACUUCUCAGGGAACUAUUUUCAUCACGUGGUGCUCGGGAUUUACUGCAACGGCCGGUACGGCUCGCUGGGCAUGAGCAGGCGGUCAGACCUGAUGGACAAACCUCUGACUUACCGGACUCUGAGCGACCUCAUCUUUGAGUUUGAAGACUCCUAUAAAAAGUACUUGCAUUCAGUCAAAAAGGUGAAAAUCGGGUUGUACGUCCCGCAUGAACCGCACAGCUUCCAGCCCAUUGAGUGGAAACAGCUCGUCCUCAACGUGUCCAAAAUGAUGCGCACGGAAGUCAGGAAGGAGCUCGAGAAGUUUGCCAGGGAUAUGAGAAUGAAGAUCCUGAAACCCUCAAGUGCCCAUUCUCCAAUGAAAGAGAGAUCACGGGGGAAGUCGUUGUCCCCGCGCCGAAGGCAAGCCAGCCCUCAGAGACGGGCCUGCAGGAGAGACAAGUCGCCUGCCGCGGUGGACAAGAAAGGAGACCUGGCUACGCUCAACGAGGUCGGCUACCAGCUCCGCAUCUAACAAAGCCAUAUGCUGGACAGAGGGCUUCCUGGUGCUUCCCGCUGCACUUUACCUGCACUCCGGUGGAAGGAAAAAAGGAAUGGGACAAUUUAUUAACUUGUGGACUCUUAUGGUGCAAGUUUUACCUAGAAAAUAGAAUGGGGGGGAAUUUGGUUUUGGUGGCAGUAUUUAUUCUACUUCAACUUAUAGAAAAGGCAUCAGUGCAGAGGAACCUACAAUGAGGUUUGCCAGGAUAUGACGUUUUUUUCCCCUUCACCAUGAAGCAGAUGACUCCAGUGGUGUGAGAGUUUCUUCAAAUACAAGUAUUAAUUGAACUGGGGCAUUUUGCUGGGUAGUAGCAAUGGGAAAACUAAGAAAUCAGUAUUCUUAGUGUUAAGAUGUGCUGGGGUGCAGUGCGGUUAAAACAAAUCCUAGUCAGUAUUAAUAUUCAGUUCAGCAAUAAAAGCAAGCAGUGCAGAAGUGGCAUGAGUUUUUAAAGUCUCAAGAUUACCUCACUAAACUUAAUAGAUAUGCAAACCUGUCAGUAUUGUUGUUUUGUAACUGAUUUGUACUGUUUCCCAGCAUUUCUGGUAGUAUUAAACCAGCACUGGAUGUUUUACUGCCACCUCUAUUACUAUUUUGUGCAUGUUGCUGGAAGCUGUUAAGUAAUAGUAAUAUGCAAAGUGUAUUCUUAAACACUGACAUCUUAUUAGGCAAGAUAGGAGGGUUUGGGUUUUUAACUGAUGAUAAUAAUGAAUUUUUAAACUUUCAUAAGUUUUUUAUACUUUGUCACAAGCUUUUCAUCUCUCUGGACUAUUCUGCUGAAGCACAAAACAUAGAGAUAGCUGUUGUAGAGACAAGCAUUCACCUCUCAGUCUGUCUUAUUUCUUGUAUAUGUUCCUGGAAUAAUGCUAACCUGAGCCCACAUGCUUCUCUUUCAGCAGUUGGUGUAGCUUUGAACCUUGUCUUUGAAAGGCUGAGCAGUCUCAGACGGUGAUGCCUUGACAUCUUAUAUUGAGAUCAGGCAUUGCAGGCUGAAGUUAACCUUCUGCCGUGCUGCUGUAGGGAGUUUUUCCUGGAUGUGUUGUAGUAAUAACAACAGCUUAGACCUGAAUAAGGAAGCUUUAAUGGCUGAAAAUCAAGCUUGUCUGCUUCCUCCCUACUCAGUCCUUUUGUUCUAAGACUUAGCUGAGGACCUCUGAUGGACACCGGCCUUCUCAAGUGACGCGGUAAGACUUUCACCGGGGUCUGCCUUUUGCAUUAGUGAAGUUCUCUGAUGAGUGCUGCAUUCCUGAAACUAUUUCAUUAGGUGCCUAAAUAGAAACUGGAUUAUUGUACAAGUCCAGCCUUUACCCUUUGUGCUGUGCUUGUAGAUGAUACUGCCAUGGGCCUUGUGUACCUCCCCUCCUGGGCACUGACUUUCUUGGGAUCUCGAUGAAGACAUGACAUUGUAAGACAGUGACAAUAAUGCUUACUCAAACUGAAGGAUUUAAGCUCCUAGAACACUUCUGUCAGUCAGCAACUGAAUGAAUACAGGAGAUGAUUGCUUGUCCACAGACCUCAUUGCUCAAAAAAGUCAGUGAAUCUCCCCUACCUAGGACAGGAGGACAAAGACCCAGCAACCUUCUACAACCGGUGGAAGGCUUUCUACUAAUGAGCUUGCAGAAAGUCUUAGAAAGACUUGUCUAAUGUAUUACAUACACUUGUUUAUACAAAUUACCAUAUCAGUUACAGGGAGGCCUUUCCCAUUCCUCCUUCUCUCAACUUUCCCACUCCUGUGUUCACCAUCAGGAUUUGUGUGGUUCAGGAGCGAAGUUGGAGAGAGGGAAAUACUCUUUUGGUAGGAAUUCCUGUACAAUUUACACCAGCGGCAGCGUCUCACUGUUAAACUUUGUGCUGCUUAGUAUCUUGUGACCUAUACAGGUUUUUUUCCAUGUAUCCCUUGGAUAAAAUGAUGUGAAAAACUUACUUGGAUCAGCUGGAGCCUGUAGCACAAAGUUACCAGAUACGUUGCAAGCUUUUUCUAUGAAACCAUGGUUUACUUCAGCUCAAGUAAUGGUGGUUGUGUAUAGUUUUUACCACUGUCCACCACACUUGAGUUAUUUUAACCUCUAACUUAGCACUGAAACUUUUGAAUGCUGUAGAGGCAUGUGACAAAUUGCUUUUGGUUCCUGUUUUGCAGUUCAGGUGAAAUACUCUUCACGAUGAUGGCAUUUGUCUUAAGUGUGGUUCUAGUGACUGCAAAGUGGUCAAAUAAUGUAGGAAACAUGCAUGACUUCUGGGCUGGGGUUUUUCUACAUCACUUGUAUGUUUAUGCACAGCAUGAAACUUCAAUAAAAGGAUCAUGGUA